AUGCUGCCUGCCACAGGAAGGGUUCAGCCACACACUGUUUCUUCCCUCACUGCCUCCAACCUGGACACAGUGGCCGGCACCACGGUGAGGCUGAGUGUGUGGCCACGGACGGGGCAGCCCCGGCGGGAGUGUGGCGCCCGCCCCAGUCUUCAUCACGGUGAGGGAGGUGAAGGCUGCCCCAAUGGCCUUCCCAAGACCCACUACUCAGCCGUCCUCUACCUGCCAACCUACCCUGGUGUGAGGGUGUUCUGCCUGGGCCGGGAGGAGCAGCCACGCCACCACGUGGAUGUGAAUGAUAUCACCGAUAUUUCAUAUUCCAUCGCUGCCGGUGACGACAGAGAAAACUUUGUGUUUGACAACGUGAACAAGUGUGUCAAGGUCCAGGACCAGUACAGCCUCAAGCCUCAGUACAACCUCACCCUCCAGGCCAGCGACGGGGCCGCCUCGUCCACGGCAACAGCAGAGAUUAUAAUUGAUGAAGCGCCGCUGUCUACUCUGGUCUUCACUCAGGACCAGGUCAGCCGCUCAACCAUCACGUCCGCUACUCAAUUCUCAACUCAAACAUUAAAUUUGAAAUUUGCUGGCGUCAUCAAGACCACCGGCAAGUCCUUUGACCGGGAGGCAGAGGACCACUACACGCUGGUGGUGGAGGCGCAGGACAUUGAGGGCACAGCAAACGUGGCCCAUGUGCUGGUCCACGUGGCGGUGAUGGACGUGAAUGACAACGAGCCGGUGUUCCUCAACCAGCCCUUCCACGCCCUGGUGUCCACCGUGUCUCCGCGCAGCCACGUGGUCACUAAGGUGCAGGCAAUAGACGCUGACUCUGGGGAGUUCGGAAGUGUCCGCUACGAGCUGGUGCGAGGCAGCGGUGAGCUCUUCGCCGUGAAUAAGAAGACGGGUGAAAUUUCCCUGAAGCAGACCCUGAUGGCGGCCGACAAGACCUACAGCCUCACCGUUGCUGCCUACGACGGGGGAAAGCCUCCCCUCAGCUCACAGGCCCAUGUCCUCAUAAGGGUGGUGUCUUCUGAAGGGCCAAUGUUCACCGCCGCACGGUACGAGGCAGCCGUGCCAGAGAACGCCGCCAAGGGCACGCCCGUUGUAAGGGUGGAGGCCGCUAGCCCUUCCGGGGAGCCCAUCAUGUACACCAUUGUGGCCGGCAACACCGAGGAGCUGUUCGGCCUCGACUAUUCCACAGGCGUCGUCCAGACCACUGCCCUGCUGGACUACGAGGCCUCCGCCAGCCACAACCUGACGGUGCGGGCGCGGGACCCCUUCACCGGGGGCCACACGGACACCCACGUCACAGUCGCAGUCACGGACGUCAAUGACAACCCGCCGGAGUUCAGCCGUUCCGUCUUCAAGGGAGACGUGUCGGAGGCUGCGUCACCAGGUGCGUGCCUGGACGGUGCCGUCACACUCACCAAGGAGCUGGAUGCAGAGACUGAGGCUCAACACGUGCUGACUGUGCUGGCCACGGACUCAGGCAUACCCCAGCUCUCCUCCACCGCCACAGUGGUUAUUGACGUUGUGGACUUCAACGACAACCCUCCAGCGUGGCGCCAGGACAGCUACUCCUGCCGCGUGUCGGCCGAGGCCCAGCCCGGCCAUGUGGUCACCUCGGUGUCUGCCACUGACCCAGACGCUGGUCAGGUCACGCCGCUCAGUUAUGCCAUUCACUCGGGAGACCGAGACGCCAUCUUCAAAAUGGAUCAGCUGACUGGUGUGUUGACGGUGACGGCCCCACACAAGCUCAAGGACGUGGCCUCCCUCACCCUGAACCUGUCUGUGAGUGACGGGGUGCACGCGGCCUUCACCGGCCUGCACGUCUCGGGGCUGGCCUCCAACCACCACGCGCCGAGGUUUAAUCGCACUCUAUAUGAAGCUUACGUGGAGGAAAAUUCAUCUCCUGGCCAGCUAGUCAUCAACCUGGUGGCCACGGACCUUGAUGCCUGGGACCUGGGCAAGCUGCAGUACACCAUCCUGCACCAGACUUCAGAGGGAGCCUUCACCGUGGACAAAGAAGGCAACCUAUACACUGAGACACCUCUGGAUCGCGAGUCCCUGCCCAUGCACAGCCUAAAGGUGUCUGUGAUGGACGAGGGGGGCCGGGCCAGCUUCACGGCGGUGCGUGUGACGGUCCGUGACAAGAACGACAACCCACCAGUCUUCACGUUGCCGGAGUAUCAGGCGAACAUCAACACUGACGUGGCUCCCAGGACAACCAUUCUCAAGGUCGAGGCCAUUGACGCAGAUGAAGGGGCAAACAGUGAAGUGAGGUACCGCAUGUAUGAAGCCAACAGUUCUGAGGCGCUGGAGCUCUUCUUGGUCAACCCCACCACCGGCGAGGUCACCGUGGCACAGACCACCCACAGCCGAGAAAAUGAGGUGUACCAGUUUUUCAUCCGUGGCGAGGACAGCGGCUCCCCCCAGCACCACUCCGACGUGCCCGUCACCAUCUUCCUGCUGCCCCCUCAUGAGAACCCCCCGCACUGCGCCAGGAAGUAUGCACAGUUCUUCAUCAGGGAGGACGCCCCCAUCGGCAAUGUGAUCACGUCCCUGUGGAUGGCGGGGCCACAGUCAGUGCAGUACCUGAUCAUGGUGGACGAGGGCAUGAAGGCAGCCAGUGAGGUGAUGGAGUCUGGGGAGAGUUCAGGGCCCUUCACCGUGACCUCCACUGGCCUGGUGGUGGUGCACAGGGCCCUGGACCAUGAGCGGCGACGCACACAUCACAUCAGCGUCACCAACCGUACACUGACCACGCCGCCCACGGUGGACUACAUGACCAUCUCUGUGGUGGUGAUGGACGUGAAUGACUGCCCUCCACGCUUCUCUGAGUCCAGCUACACAGCCCUGGUGGCCGAGAACAGCGAGGUGGGCGCCACCGUCACCAUCCUCACGGCCGCUGAUGACGAUGAAGGAAACCAUGGCCAGAUCCAGUACAGCCUCGGCCCCGAUGAAAGCGCUGUAGUGAAGUCAACUUUCCGCAUUGAUCCACACACUGGGACGCUGACCCUGGCGGCCCCGCUGGACCGCGAGACCAUGGCCCAGUACUCCUUCACCGUCACUGCCACUGACGGGGGCCCCAAGCCUCUGUCCACCAGCACAAGAGUCACUGUACUGGUCAAGGACUACAACGACAACCCUCCAGUGUUCACCAAAGACACUUACGUCACUGCUGUGCCUGAGGACACCGCCACGGGCACGGCGGUGGUGGAGCUCAGCGUGACGGACGCCGACGAGUCUGUGGCCGAACUUGACUUCUUCAUCACCGGCGGCGACCCUGACGGCCAAUUCCUGGUGCACGCCUCAGGGGAGGUGUACGUGGCCGGUGAGCUGGACCGGGAGAGGCAGGCCGAGUACACCCUCACCGUCACCGUCACCGACGGGAAGUUUACGGCCAACACGACUGUUACUGUGACAGUCAUUGACAUCAACGACAACGGUCCGGUGUGCAAGGAGCCAAUCUACCGUCGGGAGAUCUCUGAGGAUGCCACCCCAGGCACCCAGGUGGCCUCUGUUGUGUCCUGGGAUGCCGAUGAAGGCACUGCUGCCUGGAGCCGCUACAUUCUCACCGGGGACAGCGCCCACCACUUCAGUAUUGACCAGCUGAAUGGCCACGUGGCCACAGCCACCCAGCUGGACAGAGAGGCACGGGACCACUACCACCUCACUGUUGUGGUGGAGGACUGGGAGCACAAGGCCUGGCAGUGUGAGGUGGUGGUGGAGGUCCUGGUGACGGACACCAACGACAACCCCCCGUCCUUCUCCCUGGCCACCCACGCCGCCACCCUGCUGGAGGACGCGCCCAUCAACACCAUCGUCCUCAAGACGUCUGCCACGGACCCUGACCUCGGCAUCAAUCGACAGCUGCUGUACAACUUUGUGGACUCAGCGGAGGGCCACUUCACCAUUGACGAGAUGGAGGGUGUGGUCAGCCUGGCCCGGCCCCUGGACCGUGAGACAAGGGACUCCUACAGCCUGACAGUGUGCGCCGUGGACCAGGGAAGCCCACCGCUGUCAUCCACCACGCAGCUCAUCGUCACAGUCUCAGGUCUUCGUGGAGGUCGAGGACGUGAACGACCACAUGCCCCAGACGGAGGAGCCCGCCUACCACACCUACGUGGCCGAGAACCUGCCGCCGGACACCUCCGUCAUAGCGCUGCGGGCCUCGGACGGCGACCUGGCGCCCUCCAACAUCUCCUUCGCCAUCACCAAAGGUAACCAACUGGCGCGCUUCAAGAUACACCCGCA
Messenger RNA from Eriocheir sinensis (Chinese mitten crab), 4251 nucleotides. Its product is annotated as protocadherin Fat 1-like. NCBI's taxonomy places the organism in Eukaryota, Metazoa, Arthropoda, Malacostraca, Decapoda, Varunidae. The record is from RefSeq and is a predicted model, not a curated record. Gene Ontology annotation, molecular function: calcium ion binding. The coding region runs from base 1 to 4221 and encodes 1406 amino acids. Gene Ontology annotation, cellular component: plasma membrane. Gene Ontology annotation, biological process: homophilic cell-cell adhesion. The transcript is spliced from 23 exons.